AUGGAUGUCGCCGACUAUGCUCGUCUUCGGCAAGCUGAAUUGGGACAAGCUGGCCAUAUUGAUCGACCCGAGUACAGCCAACCGCUUUGUACCGCUCUCCAGAUUGCAUUGACGGAACUGCUGAGAAGCUUCGGAAUUAUACCCAGUGCUGUUGUAGGCCAUUCAUCCGGCGAGAUAGCUACAGCUUAUGUAGCUGGUGCACUAUCUUUGUCAUCAGCCUGCAAAGCUGCUUAUCAUCGUGGACAGUUAGCAGAGAAACGGAAGACGACUACUGAGGUCCCCGGUGCGAUGUUGUCUGUUAAUCUGUCUGAAGAACAAAUACCUAACUACCUCGAUUCAAUCAACGUGGUGGAACCGGUCAGAGGGGUGCAAAUCGCUUGCGUCAACAGCCACCGGCACUCAAGACUUUCCGGCCCAGAAGAACCAAUUGACCUAAUUAAAGCACAACUAGAUAUAGAUUCAUCCAUAUUGCCGCAGACCCCGCCUACCCUAUUCACUGAGGACAGCGUGAACCGCUGCUUGGAAGUUGGUUGUGGCGAGCUACGAUCUGAUAGGGCUGAGCAACAUGCGGCCCCAGAGGUAGCUUUCCCAGAAGUAUCGGCGGCUAGUGUAACUAUCCCUGACACUUUCCGACCGUUUUCAUCACAGUCUUCAUUCCUUGCUCCUGUGGACGCCGGCAAGGAGAUCGAUUAUGAAGUUAAGCGCACCGUGUACGGGCGUGCGUACGCGACACGGGUCGUACAUGCCAGUCAGGGACAAACCCAGUAUGGGACAUCUAAGCCGGGCUUGGACGGUGCUCAUCCAGAUGACAUCGAUCCGGUUGCUUUGCAAAUAAUGCAAACCUCGCUUCUCGACAAAUCUGUCAACAUAAACAAACUAAAACCUGAGGAGCACCCCCUGGAUUGCCGGCCGUUGAAGAUGGAUAUGUCGGAUGAUCCAUCACGGUUCCGUCUCUGGGGAUUCAUGCGCUCGCUACCUCUGUCUAGCGGCAGCCAUUUGCUUCACCUGGCGGCACUUGCAUAUGCGUCGAAUGAGUUUGCGUUUGGAGCAGCCUUGGCCGCCAAUCCUUUAGCUGUAGUUUAA
Truncatella angustata is the source of this 1083-nucleotide messenger RNA. RefSeq names its product acyl transferase domain-containing protein. Gene Ontology annotation, biological process: secondary metabolite biosynthetic process; fatty acid biosynthetic process. Gene Ontology annotation, molecular function: fatty acid synthase activity. The transcript has 7 exons. Lineage: Eukaryota; Fungi; Ascomycota; Sordariomycetes; Amphisphaeriales; Sporocadaceae. The record is from RefSeq and is a predicted model, not a curated record. Bases 1 to 1083 code for a protein of 360 amino acids.